Messenger RNA from Larimichthys crocea (large yellow croaker), 8838 nucleotides. It is a transcript of the gene znf618, whose product is annotated as zinc finger protein 618. The coding region runs from base 915 to 3797 and encodes 960 amino acids. Gene Ontology annotation, molecular function: protein dimerization activity. NCBI's taxonomy places the organism in Eukaryota, Metazoa, Chordata, Actinopteri, Sciaenidae. The record is from RefSeq and is a predicted model, not a curated record. The transcript has 15 exons.
GACAAGUGCCAAACUGCAUGUGGAGCCUUUGCUGCAGUAAACAUUCACAUUCACAUGAUGUGUCAUAAUUACUCACAUUGAAAACAAUUAGAAAACUUCCCUCUGGAACAAAGAGGGGGGGUUGUUAUUGUUUUCCCCCUUUUCAUUAUUUCUUCAUUAGAAAUGAGCAAUUUGGGAAGCAGCAGUGAAACUUAACAUAAGCUUAAACAUUAAUCUGAUUCAAACAGCUCCAUGUCUGAGCAGCGCAGAGCUGCAGUAAGAAUCCUGCGAUUAUAACGCACAUGUGAAUUUUUUCCCCUCUGCGUAAUUUCGGCUCUCUCUCUCUUUUUUUUUCUCUUCACCGUGUAAGUGCAUAGUCGUCCAUCCUCUCUCCCCCCUCCUCUCCUCCUCCUGUCUUCUUCCCAGACUUUUUCCCUUUUUCUUUCUUUCUUUCUUUUCUUUUUUUUCCUCCCGUGUAGGCUAAAAUACAAGGGCCGGCGCUGCAAUUUUGGGAAUCUGCCCCCCCUCUGUAUAUGGCGGACGAAAUUUCCACGGGAGGAAACCGCGACACGAAUCCCACCGUGCAAGGCAGAAACACGGGGAGAGAGAGAGCUCUGCACGGAGCGAGAGAAAAAAGCUCGGCAAAUUUACGAUUCAUUACGCCAUUACUCUUUCUAAAAAUGUAACGUAGCGUGUCGCGGAGGGGGGGCGAGGAGAGAAGAGAAAAAAAAAAAAAAGAAAAAGGGGGGGUGGGGGGGGGGAGAGAGAAAAAAUUGUAACAUUUGGGAAUUUCUUCAUAACUAAUUCACAAUUUUUCUGAGGAAGCAGUUGUGCAGUCACCUCUGGUCGGGGAGGGAAGAUUUCUGGAGCGGCAGCCUGUUUCGCAUGAGCUGCAUCGUUUUUUGGAGAAGCACAGGCUCAGAGGAGGUGGAGUCAUGAGCGCACAAGAGGGACCCAAUCCUGGGAAGGAGCAGGCGGACAGUGGGAGUGCACCCGCAGAUGGCCCCUCACCAACCUUAGCCCCAAAGUCCAAUAGUACUACUCCACCACCUGUCACAAUAAAGAAAGAGCCUGGGACCUCGGAGACGAGUAACGGAAAAGUGGGUGAUGCCAACCCUGCUGAGAUCUGUGUUGUCAUUGGAGGAAAUGAUGGAGGAACAAGUGGAGGUGGAUCCCGUAGAGCUCAGACCGAGGGUUCCUAUGUAUGUGGGGUUUGUGGGAAGAAAUACAAGUAUUAUAACUGCUUUCAGACACACGUCAGGGCACACAGAGAAUCAGAGAGCAUGGUUGGAGACGGUCUGCCACCAACACCCAACAAUAGCUUCCGUUACUCCUGUGACAUCUGUGGCAAGAAGUAUAAAUACUACAGCUGCUUCCAGGAGCACCGUGACCUGCAUGCAGUUGAUGAUCCAUAUGAACAGGUAGUGUUACCUGUGGAUGGCCUUAAAGAGGAGGAGCCAGUUGAACCCUACCAGAAAAUUGGACCAAGGGAAAAAGCACUCGCCCACCUCCGCAGAGACCGCGGGUUCAACCGACGGCAGCGGGUGUCCCUUCAAACACAAUUGGCAGUGUUCGCAGAAACUGGGAGCUAUGUUUGUGAGUUCUGUGGGAAGCAGUACAAGUAUUUCAACCCAUACCAGGAACAUGUCGCUCUUCACACACCAAUGGGCUCCUUUGAUAUGAAGGCAUCACGGGUACAGGAAUGUGGUAGCAUGGAUAUGACUAAAUUUGGCCACAGCCAGGCUGGUAAGAUCAAAAGCAGUCCUUUCAGGCGGAAACUGGAAAGUGCAAUUCAGUCUAGUCUGGUUGACACAAACAGCUCACAAAAUUCAAGCGGAACUCCGAGCCCUCUGGUGGCCACCUCCUUCUCUACAACCCAGAAACCCUACACUUGUGGUGCCUGUGGCAUCCAGUUCCAGUUCUACAACAACCUGCUGGAGCACAUGCAGUCCCACGCUGCCGACAAUGAGAACCACACCAAAGGGGACUCUCCCAAAACCACCUCAACCUCCGGUCCUCAAGAGCAGUUGUGGAGAGGUGCUCAGGCUCAGGCUCAGGCUCAGGCUCAGGCCCAGGCCCAGGCCCAGGCCCAGGUCCAGGUCCAGGCCCAUUCCUCAGUUAAACUACAAAUUCAGCCUCAAAAUAUCUCCCAGAGAAACCACACCCUCAGCCAAAAUAACGGACUACCUGAGAAGGAGCGACAGCAGGUGGCUGAGCGUCUCUUACGGGUAAUGUGCUCAGAUCUGAGCAUGCUUAACGUGCUCAAUAGCAAGGACUUCCUGAAGUUGGCACAAACCCUAGUGGAUACGGGUGCUCGUCAUGGUGCCUACUCCACCCGUGAUGCAUUUGGCAACAUGAGUGCCUUGGCACUGCGUCAGCUGCCCCGCAUGUACAACCAAGUCAAAGUCAAAGUCACAUGUGCUCUAGGUUCCAAUGCUUCACUUGGCAUUGCUGUUACCUGCCACUCCCAGACAGCAGGCCCAGAUGCUUGCUAUGUUCUAACAGCCUACCAGGUUGAGGGCUCGAGACUGAAGCGCUACGUGCUUGGUGUGAGGGAGGCUGAGCUGAGGGAAGGGCCUGAACAGGUUCACCACUGGGUGCAGAAUGUGCUGUCUGAGUUUGUGAUGUCAGACAUUCGCACUGUGUAUGUCUCGGAGCCAAGAGUUUGGGCAGCAGGAUUUGCGGGAUCACCACUUGGUGGUGGCGGCCGGGGCAGGAUAUGCUUGCGAUGCGCAGGGUGUUCACUCGGUGCAGUUGUCCAGGCUGUGCUGGGGAAACGUAGCCUCCAGGCCCGAGGUCUUCAUGAGUUGGCUGAGCUUCUCUCAACGUGCCGAGAUAUCGCCUCCUCCUCCACGCUGGCCCUUCGUGAGGACCAGUGCACCAACACAUCUGCAAGCACAACAGAGGAAGGUACACAGGGCAUCCCUGCACAGUGCCCCACCCCUCCUUGCUGGGAUCGUAUGGCCGAAGCUCUUCUGCAGGUCCAUGCCCACUUUGAACAGAUUUGUGAGGCUUAUGGACGCAGUAAGUCCACGGCUCCAGUCCUCCAGGGUCUCAACAAGCAUCUGCUAGGGACAUUGGCUUGUCUGCUGGCCCCUCUGCGCCUGGCAGCUCUCGAGCUGAGCAGUCAGAGGAGACCAACUUUACAGCAGGUGCUGCCCGUCUACCUACGCUUGGAGAAGUUUUUCACGUCCAAAGCUGGAGAGGCUGGAACCGGCACGGCUAGCAAACUCUGCCACUACUUCCUGGAAGCACUUAAAGAAAAUUUCAAGGUUGAACGAGCUCACCAGGUAGCCAUGGUUCUGGACCCACAGCUCAAGCUGCGUUCAGUGCCAGCGUACCAGCAUGAAGACAUAAUCUCUCGUGCUUGCGAAAUGGCUGCUGAAUCCAGGGAUGGAGGUAUGACUGGUGGCGGCAGUUCAGGUGGUGACGAACGAGACACCGAUGGCCCACCAACCCCUAAAAUAAGCCGCAUAGAGGGAGCGGGAAACACUGGUGGCCCUUCAAGGGGGAGCUCCUCAUCUGCAGUGUCUGGUAACGAUGAGAGUCAGAGCCAAAUAAGACAAGAGAUUUUUCAGUACCUGGCUGAGCCUCUUCUCCAAGGCACACCUGACCUUUUCCAGUACUGGAGUUCAGCAGUGGGCGAGAAGUUUCCCAGGCUUGCUCGCCUUGCAUUGUGGCUCCUUGCUGUGCCUGCUGUGGGCAUACGCAGCGAGUGUGUGACUGUGUGCGAGCAGAGCUUGGCUAUGAAGAGGAGGCAGCAGGUAACCGUUGAAGAGAUGAACAAACUCAUUUUCCUUCGCUCCAACAUGGGCUAGGAGAGAAACACAACCAACCCUAACCAACCAAACCUUCACCUCCAACCAAUGACUUAAGACUAUUAUUUAUAUACUGUAGGUUUAGUCCAACUGUAAACUUAAAUGUGUAUGGACAUAAAUACUUCUCAAGACAGAUAUUUACAGGAAACUCACAAUGUACAGGUUGCAAACACCCAUAAAACAAUACUGCUUAUUACAUAUUUUAUACGGAGAAGGGACUGUUGAAAAGUACUGUGGACAAAAUGUAGGGGUGGAACGGUAACUCUCAAAAGAUUGUCCUGUUUGGUACGCCCCCCUCGGUAUAGGAUGCACAUGAGCAGGAUGAAUUCCAGUCCUUAUCCCAGCCAGUGAUUUGAAUUACUCCAGCCUAAUGACUAAACUGCUAAAAGGCUGUAAUGCUGUUAUUCUCACUGGAUGGCAACAUUUUCAGGUAAAGUCAGCUUUCACUGCUUGAAACUACUGUCAUAGACCUCUGAAAACAAUAGAGAUAUACUGUAUAGCAGCCAGUACUGCAGCAUGUACAGUACGACAGAAAAAAAGAUCAUUUUCAUUGGUAUAUGACAAGAAAUUGAAGUGGUGAAUCCUCACUGCCAUUGCACCUCUGACAAAUAAGUGAACCAGGUUCAUGAUUUACUAUCAUGUCACUGAAACAUAUAUUUUUAACAUAUUCAGCCACGGGAGAUGGUCAGGCAACUGAGAGCAAAAUCAUUGCAGCUAAUCUGAUGGUUGCUUCACUGGCCUAAAAAUGUAGCUGUGGAUCAUUUGCAUGCACUGUGCUGCAUGUAUUUUUAUUUAAAGUGGUAAAAAAAGCAGCCGAUAAAACAUUCAUGAUAAUAUGCUUUCCUUUUUGUUUGUUACAAAUUGUUAAAAAAAAGAAAAAGGAAAAAAAAAGGAAUCUAAUGAUUUAUUUUCUUUCUAAAAUUAAGUUGAGGUCUUAUGCUGCUAGAUGCAAAUCAAAUGGUUAGAUUUGCAGUGAAGGGCCAGUAACAUGAAGCUAACUUGAAUAAUAAUCAGGCUUUUGGUUGAGAUUUCCCCCAAAAAAUAUUUGUUUUGUUUUUUGCACAAAAAGUAAAGCAUCAUAUUAAACUAUAACUGUAACUGUACUAUACUGUAGCUUGAUUACACCAACAGGAAAUUAAAUGUUGGAUUAGGUAAAUCCUUUAAUUUGUGAUGCUGCAACUCAGUUUUUAUGUCCGUAUCUACACAAUAAUGACAUGUAGAGGCCAUUUUGUCUGGCUUAUUGAUAGUUUGCAGUGCUGGUAAUUCAGGAACGUUACAUCAGUCAGCUCUGCAAAAAGAGAUACCUACAAGUAUAAGUUGCCCUCAGAUAAACAGCAGUAAUGUUUUUAGCCAUCAGUUUGGUAAGCUUGUAGGCAAGGAUUUAAUUCAUAAUUGCAUAAAUCCUUGUGUGGUGGCCCACUGUGUACAUGCAUAUAUGUAUCUUCAUUGGAACUUAUUAUUUUAUUUAUUCUUUCCUCAUUCUAAUAUAAACAUCGUCUUCCUUAUGUAAGCUACAAUUUUCCAUUUUUAAGGCAAUAAGCUUUAUCCUCGGGCAUAGUUUCCAACUUUAUCUGCUACAUAUGACUGUUCUCAUGACGCACCUACAGUUUAUUAUUAAUAGUAAAUUAUUUUCUGUUUGUGAAAUCAAUGGGAUUUUCUCAGGAAUGAGUGCACCCACGCAGGCACCGCCACUUUUUUCCUCACUGUACCGAAAAACACACCAAACUGUGACCUCAAUGCCGAGGUAUGUACUGAACCGUGACUUUUGUGAAACGUUCCACCCCAAAUACAGUUAGUGCCAUUUGCAACAAGCAAACAAAAAAUGGAUCACUGAGGGUUUAAUUUUUUUUCAGGAUGCAGCAAACUCUGCCAGUACAUUCACUCAGUCAACACAUGCAUACUAAUGAAGUUAUUUAUUUUUUUAUGGAUUCUAGUAUACAUUUACUUGAGCCGAUACCUCUUAAAAUGACUUGGAUGAAUGGAAGUUAUACUGUAAAUGUGUUUGUUGCAUUUGGCACUAACUAGUCAAGUACUAGUUUGUCAUCUCUGUUUUUGGGCCUUAAGUCUCUUUCAUGCGACCACAUUAAACCCUACAGUCAGAGCCAACAUCAUGCCUUUUUAUUGCUGUUAAAUGGCCUUCUUUUCACCAUCUUUUCUAAAGCUUGUAGUUUUUUUUUUUUUUUUUUUUCCUUGGUCCUUUUUUACUCAUGUAACUUAAUUGGACUUUGGCUGAUGGUUGAAAACAGUGUCCUCUAGUGGUCAAAUGUAGACCUGGUAUUUGACAAGUGCUUUAUUCCAAAGUUUUCAAAAGGUUGAACUUCUCGAGCAUGCAUGCUUUUUGUAGUAAAUUCUUGUUUUAUAAAAACAAGUCAGGAAUUAUUUUAACAACAACUUCAACAACACACCCAAGCACAAGUAUCCACUGUAUAAACUUACACUGAAAAGACUCCGUAGUAGAUUAACAAAAUCACAUUAGCAGGUCUAUAUUGGAGGCAGUACCAGAGCAGGAAGAUAUAUCAAUACAGAUAUUGUGGUACAAAACUCUUUUCUUGUUUAUCAUAAUAUUUGUGGUGCAGCUUAAAAUAAAUAUUUUGGAUCCUAAAGCAUGCAGUACAGUUAAAUGCUCCACAUAAAUGAACAGGGAAUGUCUCCACCUGCUUGGCCAGAACAGUGUUUUUUUUUUUGUUGUUGUUUUUUUUUUGCCAGAGGCUGCAUCAUCUACUCCUUAUUCCAAUAUUAAACAGUAAUAGUGAUAACUGAAAAUAUAUUCCCAUUAUCAACAGCAAAAGACAUUUUUUUCGUGUUUUAUCAUGUUUCUCAGCAUUAAGCCCCAGAGGUACAGUCACCUUACAUUUCUGCCCAACACACAUUUACUCAGUCUCCUGUUUAUUUCAGCUGAAGUGUGUAUGGUGGACACGGGUUAGAGUUCACCUUUUGUUCGAUUUUGACCUCACUUGGAAAGUCACUCUUGUAGCCCUGUGGCAAUUUUAACGUAAGGCUAAUGUGACUGUACCUUUUUAUGUUUAUGUUUAGGUUAUAAGGACACAGGAAGUAGGAAGUCAGUACACUGCACAUGGGAAAUUAUAGGGCAUCUGAGUGAAUGGUCUAGUGUAAAGCUAAGAACAGAACAUGGUUCUCUCUAGAAUGAGAAACUUUUAGUCUACCUGAAUACAGUUGUCAGUUUUCAUAUGAUUCAAAUAUUUGUAUCAGAAAUGCAUAAAAGGUCAAAAAUGCUUGUCAGUCAAUCAAAUGUGAAUGGCUCUGCAUUGCAAACUGUUUCACAACUACAGAAGAUGUUUUUAACAGACUCCUUACCUCCAAUUACUGCUUUUGAUUUCAGUGUUUCAUAAAUGUUUUUCUCUCCUUUUUAAAGAGUAACUUAACACCAGCACUGUUUUGCCGCCCUCUCUGGUUGAAGGUUUUCAAGGCUGUUUUCACUGGUCAGAAAUGUGCACUGUUGCACCUGUAACCACACCCAGCAGUGAUGUCAUGGGGUCUUGGAGUACACCUGUAUAUCACGGCAGCCAGGUGAGAAGUUAAACCAGUGGAGGUCAGCAAUGACUACAUUUUCAGGGGGUGUUAAGUUACAAUAUAAUGGUUUCUUAAUGUCUGAUUUUUUUGUUGAAAGGAAUUAUUAUGUUUGAGUUGAUUUGGCAAUCAAACCUCUGAACAGUCAAUCUGUUUUUCCUCUGUAUAUCUUGGAGACUUGAUUCAGUGUAACCAAGACAUACAUUUUUCUUUUCAUCGUGAUAAUUUUCAUUCCUGAAAUCAAUAUGUAUACUGCUGUUUUCAAACUGAUUUAUGUCAUACAUUUAUAUUUUGGUAAAAACAGAAAAUUGCUGUAAAUUAUAUUUUAAAUUUAAUUUUCUAAGUACCAAUCCAAUGUUUUACCUCAGUACUCAGAAGGUAAUAUUGUAACUUAAAAAUUGGAAAUCAGCUGUUCAUACAAUAUCUAGCUUUGGUCAGAAAUCUAGUCAAAAUACUGUAGAUUGGUUUGCGGUUUUAGCAGUGAUCCUUGAUUGAACUGAUGAAGGGAUUUUUCUUACAGUUUUUAAAUAAGUAUUUUAAAUAGAAUAUGCUCUGGGACAAAAUGCCAUUGUUGACGUGAUGAUGUCAACUUGAUUUUACUUAGAAAUAGCGUUCCUUUUGUUGAUUAAAUGAAAAUUAUAUCUAAGAUAUGCAUGCUUUUAAUAAGAGUACUCAUAUAUAAAGUUAGAGCCAACAUGAUUCACUUGCAUCUGAUGACAAACACUGGCGUUUGAGUAGACGUUACCUUAAAACACUCUUAUCAAGAGUCAGAUGAGCAACCCGGUAUGAAUUUGAACCUUUUUCAAGGUGAGAGUAGCGAUGCUGAUCAUAGGUUGGUGUUUAUGGGUUGACAUCAUCCAUUUUCAGAGGAUGUUUUAUGUAAAUACAAGAGAACUGCUGUUUUUAUGCCACAAGGGGGAGCCUUCAUUUCAGAGAUACAGUAGGGAACACCAAUAACAUUAUACCUCUAUUUUCUACAGUAGCAUUUCAAAAGGUUUUGAUAUAAUAGAAAACUCAACUUAGAUACUGUUAUUAGAAAAUUGAAAUCAGCUGUAAGUUUUAUUUUGUUUCAGGAUUUUAACUUAUUCAGAUAAUAAUUGUACAAAUAUGGUAUAAGAAUGCUAACAUGGAGAUCUGUUCUGUUUAACUAUGGAUUAUAGUCGGUAUUAUCAAUUCAGGUUAAGAAUUUAGUGUUGCUUUCAUCCUAUUUUACAGGCAUUACUUCCUUUUAUACUCUGCUAAAAUGCAAAAAAAUGUGUUUGAUUCUAUUCUUUUUUAUUGCACUUUGGCAGCAGAUUCCUGUGUAGCUUCCAAUCUGAGUUGUCUUAUUAGUAAGCCUAAUUUAUACUUUUGUAGCAACACUAUUUUUAUAUAAUGGCAAAGAAAGGGUUCAGUGUCUUUUUUUCUUCUUCUUUUUUUUUCCUGUGUCAUAUGUGGCAGCGCUGUUCAAUGUUUCUUGAAUACAUUACCCACUGUAGUAUGUGAUGUGUGAAUAAACUCCAAAUCUGUCAAA